Messenger RNA from Cynara cardunculus var. scolymus (artichoke), 1138 nucleotides. Its product is annotated as lysM domain receptor-like kinase 3. The record is from RefSeq and is a predicted model, not a curated record. Bases 52 to 1092 code for a protein of 346 amino acids. Gene Ontology annotation, biological process: innate immune response; protein phosphorylation. The transcript has 9 exons. Gene Ontology annotation, molecular function: ATP binding; transmembrane receptor protein kinase activity. Lineage: Eukaryota; Viridiplantae; Streptophyta; Magnoliopsida; Asterales; Asteraceae.
AAAAGAUCCCAAGAACACGACAAGGAAAAUGCAAAGGUUGUAUCUAAAACUAUGAGUUUUCAUAGAUCAGCUUCCUGGAAGACUCGAUACCUGGGUAAAGAAAAUAUGGAAGGUUUUGACACAGAAAGACCAUUGGUAUAUGAUCUUGAUGAGAUAGCAGAGGCUACAAACAAUUUCGAUGAUACUAGGAAAAUUGGAGAGGGUGGAUAUGGGAGUGUAUAUUUCGGCGUUUUGGGAGGAAAGGAGGUAGCUGUAAAGAAAAUGAGAUCCAACAAGUCAAAAGAAUUUCUGGCAGAACUCAAAGUAUUGUGUAAAAUUCAUCAUAUCAAUGUGGUGGAGCUAUUGGGAUUUGCCAGUGGAGAUGAUCAUUUCUACUUGGUUUAUGAGUUCAUUUCAUAUGGAUCUUUAAGUGAGCAUCUUCAUGACCCUUUACUCAAAGGUCACCAGCCACUCUCUUGGACUGCAAGAGCACAAAUCGCGUUGGAUACUGCAAAGGGUAUCGAGUAUAUUCAUGAUCACACAAAGGAACGAUAUGUACACCGAGAUAUAAAGACAAGUAAUAUUCUACUCGACAACGGGCUGCGAGCAAAGGUUGCAGAUUUUGGUUUGGCAAAACUUGUUGGACGAACAAACGAUGACGACUUCAUAGCAACUCGUCUUGUUGGAACACCGGGAUAUCUGCCUCCAGAGUCUGUCAAAGAAUUGCAUGUAACAACAAAAACCGAUGUUUUUGCAUUUGGGGUGGUUCUAGCAGAGCUUAUAACUGGAAAGCGUGCACUCAUGCGUGACAAUCAAGAGCCCAAUAAGAUGAAAUCACUCAUAACAGUUAUAACUAGAGUAUUUGAAGACAGUGAUCCAGAAGGUGCAUUAGUAUCCAUUAGAGACGGUAGCCUCAGGGACAGUUAUCCCAUGGAUGAUUUAUACAAGAUGGCUGAAGUUUCGUAUUGGUGCCUAAGUGAAGAUCCAGUUAACAGACCAGAAGUAGGAGAGAUAGUGGAGUGUUUAGCUCGAAUUCUGAUGUCCUCAGUUGAAUGGGAAGCAUCACUGGGAGGGAGUAGCCAAGUUUUUAGUGGUGUAUUCGAUGGGCGAUGAAAACCUGGAUAUUAGUUGAUUGCAGUUAUAAAUAGACAUGGUCCUC